AUGGAUAAACAUGCUAAGAAGAGGUAUGAUACAUUCAUUGUUAAAUUUUCUCUAUUACUUGAGCAUGGUGUUUACCUCGAUGAUGUAGUAGGCAGUGUGGAUUGUCCUGAAAUGCUUCGUGCUCAGAAAUGGGAUCCUCUAUUUGAUGUGCAUAUGGAAGAUAAAAUAUAUGUUGAUCUGAUUAAGGUUUUUUAUGCAAAUAUUCAUGAGUACAAGGAGAAUGAACUGACAUUUAAGUCAUUGGUUAGGAAAAAAUCCAUCACUAUUUCGCCUGAUUUUAUUUCAAAUAUAUUAAAAAUUGAUAGACCAGACAUACAUGAGAAUUUCAUUGUCUUUCCAUAUUCAAGCAAGGAGCAAUAUCUUGAAAUGGCGACGGUUAUUCUAGGUAUUUGUAUUGGGAGUGUCCCUAGGGAGAAUGAGAAAAGCAAAAUUGCUCACAUUGACCUUACACCAACGUUUAGGAUGUUAAACUGCAUUGUUGCUUGUGAUAUACAUCCGAGGGGACAUACUGCUGAGAUUGUAUACGAUAUAACCCAACUGUUAUAUGUUAUUGGUGAACGUGGUGUUUAUAUUGAUCUACCCCUCUACAUAUUCAACCAUGUUCUAAAAGCAUCUAAGCAUGAUAGUUUUAUGUACCCCAUGAAUGCAAUGGGAAUGGGUACACUAAAUAAAAAUGUGGGAGUUAUUUUGGGUGCAAAACAGGAUAAACGUGUGAAGCAGCCAUCAGCAGUGUCAAAUUGUGGGUAG
Messenger RNA from Ilex paraguariensis (yerba mate), 747 nucleotides. The record is from the annotation of a GenBank genome assembly. Lineage: Eukaryota; Viridiplantae; Streptophyta; Magnoliopsida; Aquifoliales; Aquifoliaceae.